Molecule: messenger RNA, 1245 nt
Organism: Plasmodium fragile
Lineage: Eukaryota; Apicomplexa; Aconoidasida; Haemosporida; Plasmodiidae
Exons: 3
Coding region: 1-1245 (414 amino acids)
Cellular component (GO): membrane
Source: RefSeq, a predicted model, not a curated record
AUGGAUAAUAUAGAAAAUCACAGCGGAAAAAAGUAUGAGUAUUUAAGCAACAAUUAUGAUAGAGUGUAUAAUGAAACAGAAGGAGAAGGAGAUGUCAUGAGUAAAAAUUAUCAUAGUGGUAUGAAUUACAGCUAUGGUCAAAAUUUGUUAAACAAAAGUAAUAGCACAAAUAUGUACGGCAAUAGCAACAUGAAUGGUUUCAUGAAAAAGGGCGCCCAGAGCGCCAACAACGGCAUCAAUGGGGACUUCCAUUACGCCCAAAAUAAUAAAAAAUAUAACUCCACCAUGGAGAAAGAAAAACUAAUAAGCAAUAAGUCCAUGUAUAACAAGAGUAAGAGCAACUACAACAAUAUCAACUACGAUAGUAACGAAGAAGACUGCUCUGAAACACAUUAUCAUUUUGAACAUAAAUACAAUUCAGAUAAGGAUCUAGAGAAUAAUCGCAUGCUAAUGGAGCCUGAUGAUUUAAUUUCCUCAAGAAGAAAUAAUAUGAGAACCAAACUGCAGGUGCUAAUGAAGGUACUAAUUAUUCUGGCCAUCUUUUUUCUCUUAGUAUUUUUAAUAACAAAAUUUAAAAAAUUCCUAGACCUAAUUAAUAUAGUUAUAAAAUGGGUUGGAGAACAAGGUUCCUGGAGCAUCCUCCUGUUCAUUUUGUUAUUCACAUGUACAUCCCCCUUGUUCAUGUCAGUCGAAAUUAUGUGUGUUGGUGCGGGACUUAUAUUCUCAGGGGUGUAUGGAAAAUUCUUGGGCAUAAUUGUCGCCGUCUUUUCUGUUGCCACUGGAUACAUCUUGGGAAUGUCACUGUGCUUUUUCAUUUCAAGAUAUUUAAUGCAUGACUUUAUUUAUAAGAAGCUAAUGGUUUAUCCGAUUUACUUAGCAUUUAAUCAAGCCAUAAAUUCCAAUGGACUCUCUUUUGUCCUGUUGAUACGUUUGUCUCCUAUUUUGCCAGCCGCUGUCGUUAGCUAUAUACUCGGUGUUACGUCCCUCAAGUACAAGCACUUCGCGCUGGGAUCCGUCUCUUCCUUGCCCAGCAUAAGUAUAUUUGUCUACAUUGGCGUUUUGCUUCAGGACAUUUCCAACAUAGAUGAAAUGGAGAACCACUGGGCCAAUCUCAUCGUCCUCUUCAUUGGCUUUAUCCUGGGGGUAGUUGCCAUUGCGUACAUUUCCGUUGUCACCAAGCGCAGAUUGAACAACAUGAACAUAAUGAACUCGUCCCUGUCGACCACCAACAUCGACAUCGAGUAA